This is a messenger RNA of Miniopterus natalensis, 2334 nucleotides long. RefSeq names its product gasdermin D (gene GSDMD). Gene Ontology annotation, molecular function: phosphatidylinositol-4-phosphate binding; phosphatidylinositol-4,5-bisphosphate binding; phosphatidylserine binding. Lineage: Eukaryota; Metazoa; Chordata; Mammalia; Chiroptera; Miniopteridae. The record is from RefSeq and is a predicted model, not a curated record. Gene Ontology annotation, cellular component: NLRP3 inflammasome complex. Gene Ontology annotation, biological process: defense response to bacterium; pyroptotic inflammatory response.
UCGUUCCCAGCGGGACUGGGCGAGAGACCAAGACCCGGACCCCACUCCAGCCGCGGCGCGGUUCCUUCCCUAGCCUACGCCUGCCCCCGUCUCUGUACCUCCUCCUUCAGUGACCCAGCCUGCACCCCCGGGAGUUCCUCCCUCCAGGCUCUCAGGCACACUUCCUGCCCUCUCAGGCUCACCUCUGUUCUCCUUUGUGAGUCAGGAGCUGAGGCAACACCACCACUCACCAACACAGUGCUUCUUGUUUUGGUUAUUGCUAAAGAACUGAAGAUGUGAAAAGAAAUAGCACCAGCCAGACCGGGUCCUGCCCUACCCAGCCCGGGUCACAGCCUCAAGGCAGGAACAUGGCGUCAGCCUUUGAGCGGGUGGUGAAGAGCGUGGUCCGGGAACUAGACCACAGUGGAGAGCUUAUCCCCGUGGAUAGCCUGCGGAGUUCCACCAACUUCCAGCCCUACUGCCUUUUGGGCAGAAAGCCCUCGAGCUCAUGGUUCUGGAGACCCCGCUACACAUGUGUCAACCUGUCCAUCAGAGACAUCCUGGAGCCCAAUGACCCAGAGCCAGCGGUAGAGUGUGUCGGUCCUUUCCACUUCCAAGAUGCUGUGGAUGGGCAGCUGCAGGGCAGCAUGGAGCUGGUGGGCCCAGGACAAGGGAAGUUCUCAGGUGGGGCUUCGGUGUCUGGCAGCUCCAGCGCCUCCAUGAACGUGUGCACCCUGCGAGUGGACCCCAACACCUGGGUGGCUAUGCUCCAAGAAAGGCGCCUUCGGCAGCCUGAACACAAGAUCCUGCAGCAGCUGCGCAGUCGUGGGGACGAUGUGUUCGUGGUGACUGAGGUGCUACAGACACAGAAGGAGGUGGAGGUCACCAGGACCCACAGGCAUGAGGGCUCAGGCCAGUUUGUACUGCCCGGAGCUGUGUCCUUUCAGGGCAAAGGCCAGGGCCACCUGAGUCGGAAGAAGACGGUCACCAUCCCUGCAGGCAGCAUCCUCGCAUUCCAGGUGGCCCAGCUGGUUAUUGGCUCUGACUGGGACAUCCUCUUCAUCCCAAACAAGAAGCAGAGGACCUUUGAGCUGCCACAGGCAGGUGGCCAGUCACAGUGGCAGUGCCCCAGCUUCUCCAUAAGGUCCUCAAUUGAACGCCUCAAGUUCCUGUCAGAUGGGUCUGAUGAGGACAGGUUGGCACCCACUGAAGACUUCCAGGGCCUGCAAGCAGAGGUGAAGGCCUGGGCCAGGGUCCUGGAGAACUUGUCCAAGUCGCUGCGUGAGCAGCUGCUGAGGGGCCUGGGGCAGGUGCUGCGGGAUGAGCUGGCCCUGGAAACCCUGGAGGAGUCGCUGGAGCAGGGCCUGUGCUGCGGGAGGAUGGAGCCUCUGCACAGCCCGGCGGGAGAGGUCCUUGAGUGCCUGGUGCUCCCCUGCAGAGCGCCAGUGGAGGAGCUCGCAGGCCCCAUCACCUACCUGCUGGGAGCACUGGCUGCACUGAGUGAAACCCAGCACAUGCUGCUGGCCGAAGCACUGGAGGCCUUGGCCCUGUCAGAGCCCUUCAAGUUGGUGGAGAGCCUUUUGGAGCAGAGCACCCCAUGGCAGGAGCACAGGGCCCUGUCCCUGCCACCUGAGCUCCUGGGGAACAGCUGGAGCUCAGAGGUGCCCACCUGGAUCCUGCUAGAGGCAUGCGGCCUAGAGCUACAGGUGGGCACCCCCCAGGUGUGCUGGAAGCCAGAGGCCCAGGGCCGCACAUGUGCACUCUAUGCCAGCCUGGCCCUGCUGUUAAAGCUGAGCCAGCUCUGCUAGCCUGCCGGCCUGCAUGCCUGGGCAGCUCUCCAGGCAGGGAGAGCUCGUGGCCCGCCCAGUUGCCAGUCCUGGCAGGAGGAGAGCCCAACAUAGCCCAGCGGGCAGUUCACCAUGGGGAGUUGGGGAAAGUCAAUAAAUAUGAUGCACAAAGGGAAGAUGGGUCAUUGAGUUUUUGAGGGGCCCUAGAUCUGGAAUAGGGGGCAGGGGUAGGGACUUGCCCACACAGGAUAGGGAAGGAUAUGGGGACCAAGAGCAGGAGUCUCCCCUAUGGUUUUAUUCCUGUCACACCAUGGGGCUAAGGAGAGCCUGCCCUGUGCUUGGACCUGGUCCCUCCAGAGUGACCAGUCACAUGGCUGGACCCCUGGACCCUCCCCAGUGUGCUAGUCUGUGAAAGACCGAGGGUGGGGGUACAGUUCCACCAGGACAGGUCUCCAUCUGCCUCAGGGACCUUGAGGUAGGGGGCCCAUCCAUCUAGCAAAGGGGGCUAGAGCAUGUGUGGCUGACCAGCACACAGACCCUAUACUCCUGGAGCCGACUAGAGGUUCCC